AUGGCUGUAGAAGAAAAUUCAUUUUCAAUUGGUAUUGACUUGGGAACUACCUUCUCUUCUGUUGCUUAUUAUGACCCUGUUAAAGGGGAACCUGUUGUACUUCAAGACGAAACAGGAAAAGAACAAGUAGCAUCAUGGAUUAGUAUUUCACAACUAGCUACUAGUGGCUUCGCUGUUGUAGGAAAUGUUGCCAGAUAUGAUAUUCACAGUGAAUGUAUUAUUUAUGAUAGUAAGAGAAUUAUAGGAAGAGAUGAAAGUGAUGUUAGUUAUGAUGAUCGUGAACAUUGGCCUUUUGAAGUAAAAGGAAAAGAUAAUGGAAGUGCUUACAUUGAAUGUUAUAAUCCAAAGACUCAAGAAAGUGAAGAAUUUGAACCAGAAGAAAUUAGUGGAAUGAUAUUGAGAUAUUUAUAUGAAAAUGCACAAGCAAAACUUGGUAAUCAUCCAAUAUCAAAUGUUGUUGUUACUGUUCCAGUUGAUUUUAAUGAUAGACAAAGAAAUGCAACAUUAUUAGCAUGUAAAUUAGCAGGAAUUAAGAAUGUUGAACUUGCUAAUGAACCAACAGCGGCUAUUGCUGGAUAUAAAAGAGUAAAAGAAUAUCCAAAUUCAUUAAAAAAUGGAGAUAAGGUUGUAGUAAUUGAUUUUGGAGGAGGAACAUUAGAUGUGUCAUGUUGUAAAAUAGUAAAUGAUAAUAUUAUUGUAGAAUCAUCUGGAGGAAAUCAAAAUUUAGGAGGAAAUAACUUUGAUAAUGUAAUGAUUGAUAUUAUUAAAGAAAGGAUAGAAGAAAGUAUUCCAGGAUAUUAUGAAAAGAAACAAGGAAUGACUCAAAAAGAAAAGAUAGCACUCAACAAGAAAUUAGUUAAAUUAAAGAAAGAAUCAGAAAAAAUUAAAAUUGUAUUAAGUGGUAAGACUGAAACAGAACUAGAUUUAGAAACUUUGUUAUCUAAUGAUUAUGAUGAUGAAUAUGAUAUUGAUCCUACUAUUAAGAGAGAAGAAUUUGAAAAAGAAUGUGAAAAUAGAGGACUAUAUGAAGAAUUUAUUAAUAAAAUAAAACAAGUUACUCAAAAAAAAGGAUAUAAAAAAGGAAAUGUUAAAUUAAUAUUAUUAAUUGGUGGAACAUGUAAAAUGCCAAGAAUUAGAGAUGAAGUUGCUAAGUUAUUUGAUAGACAAACAUUUGCUAAUAAGGAUUUUAACCCACUUACUGCUGUUGCAAAAGGUGCUGCUUAUUUAUCAUUUUUAGCUCAAGAAACUGCUAUUGGUCAUGAAGUUAUAUAUGAUAUUGUUCCAACACCAAUUGGAAUAGAAGUAAAAGGGGGAAAAUUUGAAAUACUUAUUAAAGAAGGAGAAACACUUCCUACAAAGGGAAUAACAAAAAGGUACUCUACAACAAAACUCAAUCAAACAUCUGCUAAAUUUAAUAUUUAUAAAGGAUUUAAUGAAUAUGUCAACUCUCCUGAAAUGGAAUACAUUACUACACUUCGUAUUGAUGGAAUUCCUAAUGGAAAAGCUGGAGAACAAUCAUUUGAAUUUACAAUUAACGUUAAUAAAAAUGGAAUGAUGGAAUUAAGUGCUUCUGUUGUUGGAAGUGAUGUUAAAGGAGAUUUAAUUGUUAGUGUUGAUUUAUCUAAAAAAGAAGAAGGUGAAAUUGCAAAAUUAAUAAAACAUUUCGAGCUAUUCUAA
Entamoeba dispar SAW760 is the source of this 1677-nucleotide messenger RNA. RefSeq names its product chaperone protein DNAK, putative. Gene Ontology annotation, molecular function: ATP-dependent protein folding chaperone; misfolded protein binding; ATP binding. Bases 1 to 1677 code for a protein of 558 amino acids. Lineage: Eukaryota; Evosea; Mastigamoebida; Endamoebidae. The transcript has a single exon. The record is from RefSeq and is a predicted model, not a curated record. Gene Ontology annotation, cellular component: cytoplasm. Gene Ontology annotation, biological process: protein refolding; cellular response to unfolded protein.